This is a messenger RNA of Larimichthys crocea (large yellow croaker), 927 nucleotides long. RefSeq names its product PDZK1 interacting protein 1 (gene pdzk1ip1). NCBI's taxonomy places the organism in Eukaryota, Metazoa, Chordata, Actinopteri, Sciaenidae. The transcript is spliced from 7 exons. Bases 124 to 633 code for a protein of 169 amino acids. The record is from RefSeq and is a predicted model, not a curated record.
UUAGAAAUGAAACUGAGACAAAUGUUUUAAAUGAAGUUCAUGUUUGAGAUGAUCAGACGAGACGUGGACGUUUAGAUCCAGAUCAGAUCCCAGAUCAUCGUCACAGAUCAGUCGACGGUCGCCAUGGGAAAACUUUGUGCCGUGACUUCCUGUUUGUUUGUGACAGUGGCAGCCGUGACAGCGCAGACAGGUAAGAACACAGGUGAGCAGACAGGUGAGCAGACAGCUCAGCCUCAGAUGGAGCGUCUGCUUCCUCAGUGGCUCACCGGCAUCAUCGCUGUCUCGGCCUUCCUCUUCGUCGUCUUCGUCACCUUCCUGGUGAAGAAAGCGUGGUGUGAAGAUCCCGACAGGCCGAGGAAGAAGGUCGAGGCCUCAGAGAGACAAAAUGACGUCGCCAUGACGACCAGAAACACCUAUGCCACGUCGCUGGACAUGGACAGGAGGAAGAGCAGUGUGACGUCAGACGGGAACACCUACGAGACGACUCUGGACAUGGUCAGGAGGAAGAGCAGCGUGACGUCAGACGGGAACACCUACGAGACGACUCUGGACAUGGUCAGGAGCAAAGAUGGCAGAAACGCCUUCAACAAUCCGGCGGUCGACACCAGUGAUGACAAAGUUUCCUCCCUGUGAUCUGAUUGGCUGUCAGUUUAUCUACAGAUGGUGUCUUUGUUUUGUCGUAUCUGAUGUCCCAGACAGGUGGAGCUUACGAAUAAUGAAGAAAUGAAUGAUGAGUCAUGUGUUCACAUCUCUGAUCUUUGAUCAGUGAACUACAGACUGAUUAAUAAUUAACAUAAAGUGGUUUAAGCUCACACAGACGAGCUUCAGAUUAAAGUUCAGACUAACUAAACUGAUCUGAGUUCAGAUUUCUGUUUUAGUGAGCACGCCAACUCUGAUAUCUGCAAUAAACAUAAACAUAUUAAAACA